Messenger RNA from Clarias gariepinus (North African catfish), 1376 nucleotides. RefSeq names its product RNA binding protein S1, serine-rich domain (gene rnps1). Lineage: Eukaryota; Metazoa; Chordata; Actinopteri; Siluriformes; Clariidae. Gene Ontology annotation, cellular component: cytoplasm; ASAP complex; nucleoplasm. Gene Ontology annotation, molecular function: RNA binding. The coding region runs from base 104 to 961 and encodes 285 amino acids. Gene Ontology annotation, biological process: mRNA splicing, via spliceosome. The record is from RefSeq and is a predicted model, not a curated record. The transcript is spliced from 7 exons.
AUUCCGUUGUUUGCUAACCGCCAUAAAACAUUAAGAAGAAGAAGGUCAGCGUCUUCAUCGUCAUCAUCAUCAGUAUCGCUAGGAAGUAUUUCGCCUUAAGAACAUGGCUCCAUCACCUACCAAACGCAGGGAGCGGUCGGAAGAUAAACCUCGAGAGAGGGGCAAAGAUAAAACUGUGGUGAAGGAAGGUGCUGAGAAAGAAAGAGGAAGAGACCAGAACCGAAAGCGACGCAGCAAUUCUACUGGGAGCAGCAGCAGCAGGUCUAGGUCCAGUUCUAGCUCCAGUAGCAGCUCUGGUUCCAGUUCAGGUUCCUCUAGUGGCUCCAGCUCCUCUUCAGGCUCUAGUCGCUCUGGCUCAUCCAGCUCAUCACGGUCAUCCAGCUCUUCUGGCUCCUCAGCUUCACCUAGCCCGAGCCGGCGUCGGCAUGACAAUCGCAGACGGUCGCGUUCAAAGUCUAAAUCUCAAAAGAGGGUUGAGGAAAAGGAACGCAAAAGAAGGAGCCCUAGCCCAAAGCCCACCAAGCUUCAUGUUGGAAGACUGACUAGGAAUGUUACCAAGGAUCACAUUCAAGAGAUCUUCUCUACAUAUGGGAAGAUUAAGAUGAUUGACAUGCCAUCGGACCGAUGUCAUCCAAACCUGUCAAGAGGCUAUGCCUAUGUUGAAUAUGAAAGUUCAGAGGAUGCCCAGAAGGCACUGAAACACAUGGAUGGAGGUCAAAUAGAUGGCCAAGAAAUCACAGCGACGGCUGUUCUCACUCAAAGGAUGCGUCCUGCCCCACGCAGGCUGUCCCCUCCACGUAGAAUGCCCCCUCCUCCACCAAUGUGGCGCCGUACUCCACCCCGCAUGAGAAGAAGGUCUCGGUCACCACGCCGCCGUUCACCAGUAAGAAGACGCUCUCGCUCUAGAUCUCCAGGCCGCAGGCGCCAUCGCUCACGUUCUAGCUCCAACUCCUCACGAUAAAGUCCUACUCAAGAGCUGCAAAAGCCUGUUCAGUGUCUCACCUUUGUUUACAGCAACAAAGAUGACAUCUUACUCUGUAGUUUUAAAUGGACAGUACUCACUAAUUUUGUUCUAAGUAAUAAAUGAAUCCUUGUUUUUUUGUUAUGUUUUAAAAUUUGGUUUCUAUGUAAAAUUUCUGCCAUCAUUCAGUUGAGUAAUUAAUUGUGCAUCAGUUUUUGUGCAUAUGGAAAAUUUGCUGUUUUUUCAAGUAUUUUUUUCUUUCUGUUUUAAGUAGUUUUUAAGAUUACUGGAACAUGAUUACAUGUCUAUUGAUUAAAAUUAUGUAGUAUGUGUUGAUCAUAGUUCAGUCCACAAUCACUUUUUUUAUAGACUAAAUGGGUACUGCAGAAUAAAAUUGGCAUCUUUUUAAAAAUUA